AUGAACGGUGCUCAGCGUCGCCAGCGCGCUGGCUUCGUUGGCGCUGCUAUUGAUGUCGCGCCAUCCAUCCUCGCGUCCAUCGAUGGUGCCAUCGGCGGCGGUGUUGCUCUCACAGUACUAUCACCGUUUCAAAAAGACGUGCCAGAUGUCCCGGCUCUCGAUUCCCCCCCUGUCAAGACGCAAGAAAAUCCAAAUGUAUCUUUCGAGAACCUCACGCGCGGUGAUGCAGCCUUCAGCCCCCGUCAGCAACUGGCGACGUCGGCAAACUUCGAGUCGAUUGAAUUGUCAGGAAACCUCUCGUCGCCAGCCAUAUCUUCAGCGUCGUCCAAUCCUGCAUCAACAACUCUGUCCUCUCCAACAUCCUCCGACUCACCAUCAAGCCCUCCAUCAACCUCCACCUCGACGCACACACUAGCCAUCAAAAACGUAGCAACCUUUCUGGCGGGAGCAAAUAUAACCUCGGAUACCAUAUCGGCUCUGCUCCUUGUUCUUCUGCAUCGAUAUGGCCCAAGCAUGUUAACCCGAAUGCCUGGCUGUAAAGGAAGAACAGUGAAGAGGCUCCUCAACCUCGCGGCAUCGUUAGUUCCACAGUUUGCCACCGAGAACCCUCAGUUCUAUCUCAUCGAUAAAUACAUGAACCUUGCCGAAGAAGGGUUCAAGUAUGCAGCUGGUUGGGAGGAUUCCGCCCUUGUGGAACUUCGAGGCCAACUUAGAAAUGCUGCUGUUCAACGAGAGCACCUCCUUGCUAGCCUCUUCACGAUGGAUCUUCAUCACAGGAACGAUAUGCAGGAAUUCAAGCAACAGCGGCGCGCCGAUACGAAAGUUCUUGUACAGUGUCAGAAGGCAAUCCUGGCUAAGACCGAAUCGCGAGUCCGCCAGGAGCUCGCAUCACAGCACAAGGCCGAUCUAGGGGAUCUCAAGCGCAAGCACGAGCGGGAGAUAAACUCAUUGAUGGAGCAACUAUUGACUGCAAAGAAUGAGAAAACUAGCCUCGGUAAUCACAACCGGGCGCUAGACUCGUUACUCACUGAGGCCGUGCAAGCUCGGGGGGAUGUAGAGUCGCGCCUCCAGGACGCCAUGGUGGAGGUUCAGGAGCUCAGAUAUUCCCGAAAGAAGAUUGCAUCUGACUUUUGGAACCUGCAAGAGAGCCACAAAGAUCACAGGACGUUGCAAGGCGAACAACUUUGCACAAUCCGAACUCUCCAGGACGAGGGCCGCGCACUGCGGGCAAAGAUGAACUGGUUGAAAUUCGUGGUCAAGAUCAUGGGAAUCAAAGGUCGUGGGAUGCGGCAAGAAUUGCAAGAUGAAAAGGUCAAAUCCAUUUCAGUGAUCCAAAGCCUGGAGUCGGAAAACGCCGCUUACGGUGUCAAGCUUGCAGAUCAAGCUACGCAGCUGGCAUGUCUCCAGGAGCUCAGGAAAGAGCAGGAGGAUCGCAAAAAGGAUCUGGAAACUCAUCGUGCCCAACUCUCCUCUGAAAGGUCCAAGCAUGAAGAGGAGGUUCUACGGGCCAAAACCGAUCUGGACGACGCUAAUCGAACAAUCACAGCGCUAAGUAAGCAGAACGCCGAGCUUUCGAGCCAUGCCGAAGCCCUCCAAAUUGCAUCAGAUGCCAAAGAUCGAAGCUUGCGAGUCGAGGUUGCAAACAGCGAUUCGCUCCGGUUUGAGCUCCGUGAAAAGACUGAGGUAUCCGAAACCCUCGGAAUCACACUUGAGGAGAACAAACAGGCUUUAAUCUUGGAGGCUGAAAAGACGGCCUCGAUCCGCAAUGAGCUCAAGCAGGAGAGAGAAAGCGGAAUGGCGGCCUUGGCCGCUAAAGACAAAAUUAUUGAUGACGUCCGUGAGAAUCUCGCUGCCAACGAAGGCCAAAACAUUGCGACAACUCAGACCGUCAAGGACCUUGAAGGUCAAGUAACUAUACUUCGUCAAGAACGAGAUAUCCUGAAGAGUGCUGAGCAAGAGGCAAAUUCGAAGAAGAAAGUGUUGGAAUUGAAGAUCCGUGGGCUGAAGACUGAAGUCGAAGAACUGUGCACGGCCAAAGCAACUUUGGAGCGUGGAGCCGACACCUCCGCAGCUCGGAUCAACGAGUUGGUUGCAGAGAUCGAGGAGAUGAAGGCGAAGACGUCGCUCGAAGCCGAGGAGCUACGGGUCGAUCUUGAAGAUGUUCGACAGGAACUAGCAUAUGAGACUGCGCACGCGAGUGCAAGCCGCCAGGCUCUCGAAGAGGAGCGCACAGUUUGGAAGGGUUUAGUGGAGGCCAAGGAUAAGGAAAAAGAGAUUUUGGAGCAGCUUGUCGCCUCUAAGGAAUCCGACCUUACCGAAGCCACGAGAAAGUUGGACAGUGUCCGGGACAUGGAGAAGGUCGUCGCAGAGCUCCGGUCGAAGAAUCAUGAUCUAGAGGCGGGCAAUAACGUCUCUGCGGAGGAAUCUAAGAAGCUUACUUUGAAGCUUGUCGAAAUCACGAAGGAGAAAGAAGGCGUCGUGAAGACGCUUAACGACUCGUGUGAGGCCCACAAGAACUCUCUGGCUGCCAUGGUCGCUCAGCAUGAAGAUGGACUGGCGAAGCUGGAGCAAUCCCAUAAGGCUGAAGCCGACAGACUGGCAGGAGAGAUGAAUGUUCUCGAGUCACAACUUCAAGAGACCACCGCCCGGAUUUCACAGCGUAGCGAGGCUUGUCGGGCAUUCGAGAAGCAGUGUCGGGAGUCAGAACAGGCUAGGACUACGCUAAGGGGUGAACUCAACGAUGCCAUUACCUCAACCCAGGCUCUUCGCAUCAGAGUUCGGGAUCUAGAGACCGACCUCGACAAGCUCAGCUCAGAGAAAUGCGAUACGUUUGCAAAGUUCACGAAAGCCAAAGCAGAUUACGAUGUCCAGAUGGCUGGUCUCUUUGCGACGAUUCGAGACACAAAGAAAGAGAAUGAAGUCCUCGCGGCGGAGAAGGAGUCUCUCCAAAAGAAAUACGAUGAGCUUGUCGUGCAGCAUAGGCACGACACCUCCGUAGCUUCCGAGAAAGAGGUGAAGAUUUCCCAUCUUUCCCAUGCGAACGCGGCUCUUGCGACUCAAAUAGAUCAAGAAAAGGUCGAGACCGCAAGUCUUGAGAGAAUGAAUGAAGUUCUCAAUAGCAGCUAUGGGAAAGCGAAGGCCGAACAAAACGAGCUCUGGAAUCAGAAGGCGAAACUGGAAUCAUUGGUGCAGGAUCUCAACAAUGCCCAUGCUCGUCUUCUCAAAGAGAACGGCCAAUAUGCUCGCAUCAAGGCAAUAGUCGAAGCCAAGCAUUUCCAGCCAGGCCAUGGCAAUGUGCUUGAGCUUCAAGAGACUAUCUUCCGUCUGACUAAGCAACUGGAAGACGCUCAAGGCCAGGCGAAGCAGCUUCAGAGCAACCUUGUCCGCACACAAAUGGAUGCAGCCCAAAGCAGGUGCCAGAAAUUCGAAGACCACCGACCGAGCGUAAACGAACUUUUAUACAGCUUCCGCAGAUUGUUCGGUCAGAUAGGCCAGCUGCAAGUAAUGGAGCGUGUGAAUUUGCAGUAUAACCAGCUGGACAAAGGGCGGAACCUGGUCAACUUCACAGCUCGUGAGGCAUGGAACAUCGGGUACCGGCUUGACGAGAUGACUGAAUGUCUGAGACUCGUUUUGAGAGACCUUCUCACUCCUUUAAUAGGAACGAGCACUGCUAACCUCCUUCACCUGGUCAUAAAAGACCUUAGCCAGUGUCUGAAAGCAGCAACUGAGGACUUAGCGUAUUGCAACGAAGAGCUCAGACUAGGGAAACAACGGCGAGGGGUGUUGACCGGUCCUCAAUGGCAGAGUGCUCUUGAACAGCUCAAGCAAGAGAAAGAAAAGUUUUUGAGCGAUCCUUUCGGCCUGAAUAAGGAUGCGCUUUAUCUUACCCGACAGAAACUCGAACCUAUCGCAGACUCCCCCACAGAGGACUCAGAAGAAGUGACGACCCAGCCGGACUUGACCAAGCUUCCCUCCAGUCAAGAGUUGAUACGUUACUUGGCCACCGACAAGCCUACUUCUAUUGGGGACCUCAUGGCCAGCAUUGGCUUGCGGGAUGGAACGAUCGAGGCCCGAGAAGUAUGCAAGCGGCUGGCAGAAAUCGCAGACAGGAAGCGAGAACGUAAAAGUGGGUUAAUAAGCUUCACACUCAAGCCUGAUGCGCGUGUCGACGCGAAGAAAGAGUCUCAGGAUGGCUGUCUCGGUGCGACUCACGGAAAGGAGAAGGGCGCGGAGGGAGAGCAUAUGCCUAAAGAAAAACCAGGCGUUGUAGACCAGCAAAAGUGUCUUCAAAACUCCCGUUGGUCGGUAUAGGAUUUGGUCGUCCUUCCCGACGAGAAAAAAAACCAAAAAAACCAGUACACACCUGCUCUCGUCUCAUUCCUAUACGGUGCUAGUCAUUAUGCACAGCCUGACAGCUGUGUGUUCGACAAAGCAAUAUGUAGGGAUCGGUGGCGAGGGUAUGGGAGGCUUUCCGACCUGACAGUUGGAAGCCGCGUGCUGGUUUCACCAAAAAAUAUCCGGUCUUGUUGGCGUGAGAAAGGAUGGACAUGGGAAGGCCGGGCUUGGGCUUGGGCUUGAACAAAUGGGUUGGAGUUCGGUUGCUGGUACUGGUAUGAUACCUUGUUUUCUUCAAGCGUUUGGUUAUCGCGGCGAUGAAUUAGCUGUCAACAGGGACGAAAGAUGUCUAUAGAAACAAUGAAG
Mytilinidion resinicola is the source of this 4701-nucleotide messenger RNA. RefSeq lists its product as uncharacterized. The record is from RefSeq and is a predicted model, not a curated record. NCBI's taxonomy places the organism in Eukaryota, Fungi, Ascomycota, Dothideomycetes, Mytilinidiales, Mytilinidiaceae. The transcript has a single exon. The coding region runs from base 1 to 4311 and encodes 1436 amino acids.